Molecule: messenger RNA, 467 nt
Organism: Suillus subaureus
Lineage: Eukaryota; Fungi; Basidiomycota; Agaricomycetes; Boletales; Suillaceae
Exons: 3
Coding region: 80-340 (86 amino acids)
Source: RefSeq, a predicted model, not a curated record
CCAGAUCGUACUUCGCUUCGUCGACAUACUUCAACUUGGUCUUCGAAACUACACUACGAAUUUGCUACGGAUAGCAAAAAUGCCUCUUCUUAACAGAGUAUCUACAUGCACAAGGGCCAUCCGUUCAACAGGCAGUUCUAGUGUCGCCAAAUGUUCUGUAUCUCCAGUGAUUAGAAACGAUCAUGCCCGACCUUGUGAACAAGUCGUUUCUGCAGGUAGUAAGCCCAAAUUGCAGUCGCGGGCGAUGACUACCUUCUGCCGAUUCCCUCGUUGCCUUUGGACAACAACAUGUCACCAGAGGCCUCGGCCGCCUCACAGAAGCUGUCAUGACGAAGGGUGAGGGUUCGUACGUGACCUUUGAGGAUGGGCGCAGGAUGCUAGAUUUCAGUUGUGGUAUUGGUGUAACAAACCUUGGUCAUUGCCACCCGAAGGUUUCCAAAGCUGCAGCGGAUCAAUGCGUGAACAUU